AUGGCUAAGUCAAGAGUCGCACCCUUAAAAGAACUUACUAUUCCCCGUCUAGAACUUAUGGCCUGUCUUUUGGGCGUGCGUCUUUCCAAAUAUGUGACAGAAGCUCUUACAUUGGAUGACAUCCCGAAAUAUUUUUUGGACCGAUUCCACCACGGCCAUAUCUUGGAUUCAAAAGAAAUGAUGCGUGGGGGACUUUGUGGGCAAUCGCGUGAAGGAAAUUUGCACGUUUUCACUAAAGCAAAUCAGUGGUCAUAUGUACCGGGUCAUUCUAACCCAGCUGAUUUACCUUCUCGUGGUUGUUCCCCUCUUCAGUUUUUCCGAAUUAAAUUGGUGGAGAGGGCCUGUUUGGCUCAAAGACCUAGAGAUAGUUGGCCAAAAUUAGAAGGUUAA
Molecule: messenger RNA, 390 nt
Organism: Stegodyphus dumicola
Lineage: Eukaryota; Metazoa; Arthropoda; Arachnida; Araneae; Eresidae
Source: RefSeq, a predicted model, not a curated record